Molecule: messenger RNA, 1370 nt
Organism: Nilaparvata lugens (brown planthopper)
Lineage: Eukaryota; Metazoa; Arthropoda; Insecta; Hemiptera; Delphacidae
Exons: 3
Coding region: 750-1295 (181 amino acids)
Source: RefSeq, a predicted model, not a curated record
AAUGUCAAUCUUUUUAAUUCCAUUUAGAAAGUCCACAACCACCUAAAAUCUGAAAUUAGUUAGGUACUGUACCGUCAAAUACCUAGCGUGAAAAUGUUGAUCUCGAUUAAAGCGCUGAAAUGUUACCAAUAAUUACAGUAAAGUUUAUUUAUAAAGGGUAAAACUAGAAGUCGAUAUCUAAAAAAGAAAACUGAAUACAUUAUUUUAAUACCUAAUAAAAAGGUUAGGUUUAAAGGUGCAUUCAAAAAUAAACGCCACUUGACGACCCUGUUGUUCAAAUUUUGAUAAGGAUAUCGAACUCAGAGUUGAUUUAAGCUCUAUCGAUGACUGACCAUCGAUCUGAUCCGUUGAGUGAAAUCCCUAUUGAUAACUCCACUUUAUCGAUAACCAUUUUCGAUAUAUUGAUCAAAAAUCAUUGAAGUCAUUUUUGAAUUUAAAAAAAAAAUAAUAGCGUAAAAACCAUUAUAUCUAUUCUCAAAUGGAAUUAAAAUUUAUAAGAAUGUAUUUCUCAUUACACUUUUCUAAUUUAAAAAAAUUAAUUAAGUCAGCUGGUCUUCCUAUAUAGGUUAAAAAUCAUAUCAUAAACACAACAGUAAGAUAACCUAGAAAUUUCCAUGCGUCAAGCAUCAAUCUUUAUUUGUUUUUAAUUUCUACUUGGCGAAAAGUACAGUAAUCCAAAAUAUCAAACAAUUUAAGGUUUUGUCUGUCAACUUUAUCUGCUACUGUUUUGAAGUCAUUUUGAUUAGAAAAUGGUCGAAACAAAGGAGGAUGAUUUCUCAUUUAUUCCAACUCGCUGUUCUAAGAUUAAAAAUACAGCUGUUCCUUAUAAGGAAGUUAUCUAUAAAAGUCAUUCAAAGAAAGUUUCAUCUGCUAAAUCGAGUCAAAAAGAAACUGCACUGCACCAUGAAAAUGUGCAGAAAGAUAAUGAUGGAAAAAAGGUUGAGGAUGUUGACAUGAAAAAGAUGAGGUAUGAAGUGAUAAAAUUUGCCAGGUCUAAUGUGCGGCAUGCGACAAAACAGAAAACCGACAGACAGUUGGCUUUAGAACUGGGAGCUCGGCCAAUGACAAAGCGGAAAGCAAUCGCCUAUCCAGAGCUGUUGGCCAAAAAACAGAAGGCCAAAGAAAGGAAACAGCGCAAAGAGGAAAUUAAGAAACUCACCCAGAGAAACAACGGCAAAUCAUUAUUCAAGAAGAAUAAGAAACCAAUCAAGAAGGAUAACAGCAAAGAUAAGGAUAGCCUACUGGAUAUUUAUGGGACUGUUAAACGGGCUGGAAAAAAGAACAGAAAAUCUUGAUUACAUCGUGGGCUGAAUGCUAACAUAAUUUUGUUCUAUAACUAUGUGAAUGCAGUAUACAACUUUACCAAAGCU